Penicillium subrubescens is the source of this 2148-nucleotide messenger RNA. RefSeq names its product Isopenicillin N synthase. The record is from RefSeq and is a predicted model, not a curated record. Lineage: Eukaryota; Fungi; Ascomycota; Eurotiomycetes; Eurotiales; Aspergillaceae. The transcript is spliced from 8 exons. Gene Ontology annotation, biological process: epoxide metabolic process. Gene Ontology annotation, molecular function: epoxide hydrolase activity. Bases 115 to 2148 code for a protein of 677 amino acids.
AUCAUCCACUCCCUAGGCAUUCUACUUCUUCUGGAAGUUGAAUUUACCUGGAUAACCGAGUCCAGACUAUAACUCGUUUCCUACUGUCAGACACGACAGUCAAUCUACUCACCAAUGUCGCAACCAUUCAGUACCCUGCCGGCUACGGCCAGAAUUCCACCCAAGCCCUUCACGGUCGCUAUCCCGAAGGAGAAAUUGGCUGAUAUGGAGACCCUGAUCAGGCUGUCGAAGCUUGCGCCGGACACUUAUGAGAACUCACAAUCCGACAUGCGAUAUGGUGUGACUACGAGUUGGCUGGUCUCUAUGAGAGAUCAGUGGCUUAAAUCAUACAACUGGAAAACCACGGAAGACCGAAUCAACAGCUUUCCUCAGUGGACGGCUGAGGUGGAAAGACUGAAUAUUCAUUUCGUGGGCCUCUUCUCUGAGAAGCCAGAUGCCAUCCCGAUUCUUUUGAUUCAUGGCUGGCCGGGAAGCUUCCUGGAGUUCCUUCCUAUACUUGACAUGUUUCGACAGGAAUACACACCAAGCACCCUGCCUUAUCACUUGAUUGUGCCUUCCUUGCCGGGCUAUACAUUCUCCUCGGGCCCUCCAUUGGAUCGCAACUUCACUACCUCGGACAUCGCUCGAGUGUUAGAUCAGCUAAUGAAGGAUCUUGGAUUCGAGAGCGGCUAUGUCGCUCAGGGUGGUGAUAUUGGCAGUCGAGUUGCUCGAAGCCUAGCUGUAGAUCAUGAGAGUUGCAAAGCUGUCCACCUGAACGUGUGUUUCAUGGGCCGCCCCGAAGGCAUCUUGGACGAUAGUCUGGAAGCAUCUGAGAGGGACGGUAUCAAGAGGAUGGAGGAGUUCAGAAUGAUGGGCUCCGGAUAUGCAAUUGAGCAUGGCACUCGGCCGAGUACAAUUGGCCACGUUCUUGCCUCAAAUCCGGUAGCUCUUCUCGCAUGGAUCGGAGAGAAGUGGUUGGAAUGGGUUGAUGAGCCAUUGUCACCGGAGCACAUUCUGGAGUCAAUCACUCUAUACUGGCUUACAGAGACGUUUCCUAGAUCCAUCUACACUUAUCGCCAGAACUUUCCCCCUCCACCUAUUCCGGCAACCAACGACCCUCGCUGGUACAUUCACAAGCCAUUCGGCUUCUCAUUCUUCCCCAGAGAGCUUGCGCCCUUGCCUCGGUCUUGGAUUGAGACUACUGGCAAUCUAGUCUACUGGGAGCAACAUAAAAAGGGUGGACAUUUCGCAGCGGUUGAGCAGCCCGAAGCUCUCAAGAGUGAUUUGACCAAAUUUGUGGGACAUGUCUGGCCAGGCGAUGAGGAUGAGCAAGCGCGGCUUGAAGAACAAGCAGCCACAUACGACCCUGAACCUUUCUGGGCAGAGAUUCACCCGCGACUACUCUCAACGAUUCAACAUGAGCUGAGCGCACCACCUCCAACCCUGAAAAUUGAGGCCGGUGAAGAAGACGAAGAUGCAGCCUCAACAUCAAUGUCCCGGCCAAGAGAUAGCCGCGGGCCCGGAGAAUCCAUCUCUGCAUUUACAUCACGUCUCGCUCCAUCAAGAACGUCUUUCUCCGACGUCGGUCCAUGGAUCUGGAUGUGGAAACCCAAAUCCCAAGUGAAAGAAGGCGAUGUAGCGACCCUGGUGAGGAAAGGCAAUGACCUGCUCCAAGCCUACGAGGAAGAAGCCUCCAGUCUCCGCGCUGCACACGACAAGUCUGGCGCGAAAACCACCGCUGGCCUAACGCGCAAACUGAAUCCGCUGCGCCGGACGCUGGAGCAGAACAUUUUUGCUUUGGCUAAAGAGACUGGCGUGACAUCCGGCAAGUGGAUGUUCUUCCCGACGGUGGACUACGUUGAUUCCUUUUGGAAGACCGUGGUGACGGCCCUUGACAAGGGCGACUUAGGCGAGGCAGCCAAGGUUGCGACGGAUGAUGGGUCUGGGCAGGCACGGCUGAUUUGCGUCUAUACGAAGGACUUCAGUGACAAAGAGGAUGUGAAGCGGGUGUUGUUGACACUGGUUGAGAAGGGACUGGUGGAUGAAGAGUCUAGGCCGAUUUACUACAAGUGCGAUGCUUAUACCCACCUGGAUAUCAAGUCCAAUAAUGCCUAUGGACUAAAGGCAAGCUUGUUCUCCAGUCGGGAUAUUUUGACUGGGAAGGUUUGA